AUCAAAAGAAAACGUAACCAAAGUCAUGAGUGGUAGUAGAAUUUAUCCUAAACUAUAUACUUCCACUAUGUUUAAAACUAGAGUUUGUAGAAGGAAAUGACGAAGAUUAAAAUAGAUCUCUUUCUGUGGAUGUAAAGAUGGAAGUGUUUCAUGAUCUGAGAGAACCACUUCCCGGCAAUGGCUCUGAAUAUGGCUAUAGCUGUGAUUCUGGAACAAUCCUAAACAUCCUUGCCCGGAGAAAUGCAUCGGAGCUUGCUCUCAUCGCUAAAGAGUACAGAAACAUGUACUCUGAAGACCUCAAGGAGCGCAUGUCUUCUGAGCUUAGUGGUGAUCUCAAGAAAGCAGUGUUGCUGUGGAUGCAUGAUCCAGCAGGACGCGAUGCCACUGCAUUGAGUCAGGCUCUGAGCGGCGUUCCGGAUCUCAAAGGUGCUUCUGAAGUCAUAUGUUCUCGUACUCCAUCCCAGAUGCAGCAAUUCAAACAAGCCUAUCAUGCCAUGUUUGAUGUUCACCUUGAGCAUGAUAUUGACCAGAAAGCAUCGCGUGAUAAUCGGAAGUUGCUACUUGCAUAUCUAACCAAGACUCGCUCCGAAAGCAAAGAUGUUGAUGAGACGCUGGUAGAAGUGGAUGCCAGAAUUCUCUAUCAAGCUGGGGAAAAGAAAAUAGGAACUGAUGAGGACACCUUCAUACGCAUUUUCAGCGAAAGAAGCUGGGCUCAUUUAGCUGCUGUUAACUCUGCUUACUUCAGGAUGUAUGGGAAUUCAUUGAAAAAGGCAGUAAAGAAUGAAACAUCUGGGAAAUUCAGGUUUUCUCUUUUGACAAUCUUACAAUGUGCUGAGAAUCCUGGCAAGUACUUUGCAAAGGCUUUGAACGCGGCAAUGAAGGGCCUGGGAACCGAUACAACAACACUUACUAGGAUAAUUGUGACAAGGGCUGAAGUUGAUAUGGGGAAUAUAAAGGCAGAGUACGGGAAGAAGUUUGGGAAAUCAUUGAAUGAUGCUGUUCAUUCGGAUACAUCAGGCGAUUACCGGACCUUUCUUCUUGCUCUCUUAGGCCCUGGCCAGUCCGGAUGAAUUUGCAAACAGUGUUUGGAGUGUCUCUGCUAAAGGGUUGCUGUAGUGUGUGUGACAUAAUAUUUGAUCUUAUGUUAGAGUGUGUUUGUUUCUGGUUGUGUUUUUCAGGUUGGUAGAUGAUGAUGCCUGUGUGACUCUGGUUGCUACGUUGUGUAUACUCUUUCUUAAUAAGCUUCUACUUCUUAUGGGUUAAAAAUGACUCAGCGGGGGAACAAAUCCCCUUUUUCUUCUUGUUCU
Diospyros lotus (date-plum) is the source of this 1307-nucleotide messenger RNA. RefSeq names its product annexin D5-like. The transcript has 6 exons. Gene Ontology annotation, cellular component: cytoplasm. Gene Ontology annotation, molecular function: calcium-dependent phospholipid binding; calcium ion binding. The coding region runs from base 138 to 1070 and encodes 310 amino acids. NCBI's taxonomy places the organism in Eukaryota, Viridiplantae, Streptophyta, Magnoliopsida, Ericales, Ebenaceae. The record is from RefSeq and is a predicted model, not a curated record.